AUGGAUCAGCAACUCUUCACAAAACUGCUCUUCUGUUUCCUCACCAUAUUCAAACUCUGCAUUGCUGCACAAUCUGAUCACACACUCUCUCCAAACCAAACUCUUGUCGAUGGUCAGCUUUUAAUCUCUUCCUCCAAAAUAUUCGAGCUCGGAUUCUCUUCUCCAGCCAACAACACCCGAAGAUUCCUCGUAAUCCGCUACCGGAACACCCCGGACGUGUUCGUGUGGCUCGCCAACCGAGAAACACCGCUCACUGGCCGACAAGGACGCCUCACUCUAACCAACAACGGAAGCCUAAUCCUCACUUCACCACACCUCACAACAACCUUAUGGAUUCCGAGUUCUGAUGCUACUGUAUCAUCUCCAACUCUCCAGCUUCUGGACUCUGGCAACCUCGUCCUCACAGGGGACAAACAGGGGACUUAUCUAUGGCAGAGCUUCGACUACCCGUGCAACACGCGCCUGCCUGGCAUGACGAUGACUGUCGAUCGCGCUAAAUAUCUGACGUCGUGGAGAAGUUCUAACGAUCCGUUUCCUGGUGAGUACAGUUACGGGAUCAGCAACGAGGGAUUGUCUCAAAUCGUCGUCGCUAAGGGGAAGAAGAAGACAUACAGAACCGUGUUUUGGAAUAACGAAUUCGUCGGUUUUCCGAAUUUAGGAGAGAGGGCUUGGAUGACCGAGGCAACGUCGAGGAAGGGGAGAUUGGUCUCGGUGACUAAUCCCAUUGACGAUCCAGGGAUCACGAGGAUCACGUUGAAUCCAGGGGGCAUGGUCGAGCGAUUCAUGAUGAAUGAGAGGAGAGAUGGCUGGACCUCCAUGCUUGCUUCCCCGCGGGAUUCGUGUGAGGUCUAUGGGAAGUGUGGUGGCAACGGUAUCUGCAAGGUCUACAUGACCCCGAUAUGUGAGUGUCUGAAGGGAUUCAGGCCGAGGGCCGAGACGGAGUGA
This is a messenger RNA of Salvia hispanica, 945 nucleotides long. Lineage: Eukaryota; Viridiplantae; Streptophyta; Magnoliopsida; Lamiales; Lamiaceae. The record is from RefSeq and is a predicted model, not a curated record.